This is a messenger RNA of Eruca vesicaria subsp. sativa (arugula), 681 nucleotides long. The record is from the annotation of a GenBank genome assembly. Lineage: Eukaryota; Viridiplantae; Streptophyta; Magnoliopsida; Brassicales; Brassicaceae.
AUGGAGGGUGUGAUAAAGUCAAUCCAAGGUCUAUCCGCCAGUCCCGGCGACUUAUCUUCACUCCACCGUCUUCUGAAAGGAGCAGAGGAGAGGCUCCGAAGCAGUCGGAUCUCCGAAUCUGUACUCUUGACCAGCUCGACGCUUCCAAGCAUUCUCUCGGUUACCUCUAUCUCCUUCAAUGCGGCAACUAACAAGGCGGCUUCGAGUAGAACUUCCUUGAACACAAAGAGGCUUGAUGAUGACACUGAGAACUUAGCUCGUAGUAGUCCUGCACCUAUUGUGUUGGCUAUUGGUGCAAAUUUGUUCCUGGUGGCUGAACAAAAACUAAGAGAAGAAGAACAACGACAGAGACGUAAUCAGAAUAAAAACAUGGGACAUAAUCAAGAUCCAGGAAUGGGAGGGCAAGGAAUACCUUCUCAGUUCUCGAUGCCUUUAAACCCUGAUAUGAUGAGCAUGUUCAUGAACAUGACGGGAAACAGAGGAGGAGAUGGUAACAUAAAUGGUACAAAUGAGCAUGAGAUUCGUGUAGGCGGAAACAUCAACAUAGAUCUUGGCGCCGCGGAGCAAAUGCCUGAAGAGUUUUCAGGUGCAUUGCGAUCAAUGAUGCAGAUGUUUGGAGGAUCUCAGGAAGGUAACAAUAACAAUCCUCAAGGUACUAAUGGAAGGCCAUCUGGAAAUUAA